UUUUUUUUUUUUUUAUUAACAAACAACUAAAUUAUAAUUUGUUUUUAUUUAUUUAUUUUUUUUUAUCAGUCUAUUACAGUGUAAUAUUUCAUUUUCAUCUCAGCGUGUGAUCUCUGUGGCCCUCGGUGUCUUUCUUCUUCCUCUUUUACACGUAAAUUAAUUAUUAUUUAUAUUAGUGAUUAAAAAAUAAACAAUACAAGUUAAUAAGACAUGUAAAAUGGCUGAAAUGGCCAAACGAUUGGAUAUAAAUUUUCAUCCAAAUACAAUUAAUGAAAACAAUAAUAUACUAAAUAAAUUACGUUCUCAUGGAAAGAUUGAUAAUAGAAAUACUGAUGAAUUAACAAAAUUAUUUAAUAAAUUAAAUGCAAAAGAUAAUAAAGAUAUUAAAAUUGAUUUUGGCACAUUACCAGAUCAAGUGAAUAAUAAUAAAACAAGUGUGUAUGGACCAAUUGAUAAAUUUCCAUCAGGAUCAUGGUGGGGAAUAAGAAUUGAUUGUUCAAGAGAUAAAGUACAUUCAUCAUUCAAUGAUGAUAUUUGUUUUGAUACAUAUGGUGCAGCAUCAAUAUGUACAUCACACUUGAAUCCACAUAAUGAUGUUGACAUUGGUGAUUAUUUAACAUUCACAUCUGAUGAAUAUAAUCAUAAAUUAAAUUUAUCAAAUCAUCCAAUGAUUAAGAGCUUCCAAAAUAAUAUUCCAAUAAGAGUUAUAAGAAGUCAUAAUCUUAACAAUGAAUUCGCGCCAAAAACUGGCUAUCGUUAUGAUGGUAUUUAUGCAAUAUCAUCAUUCUGGAUUGGUUUGUCUUCCAGUUCAUCAAAAAGAUAUCUCAAAUUUUCAUUGUCACGAAUUAAAAAUCAAGCUGCACCAAGUUGGCAAAUAAAUAAAAAUAAUAUUGAUGAUAAUUUGACAAUUAAAAGAACGAGAAAUAAAAUUAAUAAUACUGCAACAAGAUGUCAUAUGGAUUGUUGUAAAAAUACAAAAAAUGAUGGUAAAUUAGAUUUAAUAAAUAAAUCGACAAAUGCUGUUAAUAAAAAUGAUAAAAAACCAUCAAAUAGCCAAAUUGUUAUAAGACAUGUGUCUAAAAAAUUUGAUAGAAUAAUUGCACCUGGUAUUAAAUCACCAGUACAAAAUAAAAUAACAUCAACAUCAACAUUAACAACUUUAAAAAAUAAUAGCAAUAAUUUGCACAAUCCAAAUUUAUCAAUUAGAACAUAUUUAUAUGAUUCAUCAUCUGAUUUAUUGAAUGAUAAUAAAAAAAUAAAUACAAAUAAUAAUUCAAGAGUUCAACAAAAAUCAUCAACAUGUGGAGUUUUAAAAAAUUCAAAAAUUAUUGAUAAUGUAAAUAUAGAUAAAAAUAAAAAAAAUGGUAUACAAUUGAGAUCUUGUGUUAAUAAAAAUGAUACCAAGAAAACAUCAAAGAUAAUAAAUGAAAAUUUAACAAAUGAAAAUAAUAAUAAAGUUAUAUUUGAAAAUUCAACAAAAGAAAAUAUAAAUGAUUCAUCAAUUGAAACAAUAGUUAAACAAAAUAGAUUAUCAGAUGCACUUGCAUCAAUUGAAUCAUUAACACCAGAACAAAUAAUGAAUUUAAUAACCAAAGAAAAAUAUAAAACAACUGGUAAAAUAAUAAUUGGUAAUAUUAUUGGUGAUACAAAUUUUAUAAAUAAAACAUUAUCAAAAUCACCAACAAUAAUUAAACAACAAUUAAUUAUUAAACAACAAAAUAAUGAUAAAUUAAAAAAUAAUUAUUAUGGUAAAAAUAAUAAUGAUAAUAAUAAAAAAGAAAGAUUAUUAAAUAAACCAAUGCAUACACGUAAUAAAAAUCAAAAACCAUUUUCAAAAUUAAUUAAUAUUAAAAAACGUCGUGGUGAAUUAGCAAAUUUAGUUAUUGAUGCUAAUUUUACAACAAAAUUACGUGCAAAUAAAACAAGAAAUUUACGUAGAUAUCCAACACGUUUUCUAAAUAAAAAACGUGACAAUAAUAUAUACAUAAAAAAACGUCAAAAAAUUGAUAUUAAAAAUAAAUUAAUAAAAUAUAAUAAUAAUACAAAAUCAACAAUGAAAAAACAUCAAACAGAAAAUAAUAAAAUUGAUAAAAUUAAAGUUACAAAUGAUAAAUUAAUUGAAAAUAAUAAAUCAGUUGUGAAUAAAUUAAAAAUGAUUGAUGCAACAACACAAUGUUCAUUGAAUGAUAAUUUACGAAUGUGUGUUGAUGUUGAAACACAGUAUGAUGAUCCAGCUGAAAUAAUUAAAAUUGAAUCAACUGAUUUUGAUGAUGUUAAAUCAGAAUCAUAUGAAAGUGAUAAUGAUUCACUUCAAGAAGUUAUAUAUCGUCAUUCAGAAAUACCAACAUAUCCACGUAAUCCAAAAAAAAUUAUUAAUAAACAAUCAAGUGUUAUUAAUAGAAUACAAAGUACAACAAAUAAUUAUGGCUUAUCAGCAUUUGCACCAGUUGCUAAUUUAUCAGAUAUUGAUAAUCGUAUAUCAAGAUUAAGAUCAAUUGGUUUUAAACCAAUUGAACCAUGUUUGUAUUAUGAACAAAAUGAUUGUUUACAAGAUGAUAAUGAUGAUGUUGAUGAUGGGAAUAAUACAAAACAAACAGCUAGUUGUUCAACAGUUGUUAGAAAAGAUGUUGAUGCACAAUACAAUAAAUAUACAAAUGAAGAAAAUAAUAUUGUUGAAUAUAUGGAUGAUGAACUCAAGUAUCAAGAGAUUGAAAAUGAAGAGAGUCAAAGUAAUGGAACUAAAAUGUUUACUGCAAUGUUAAAAAAACGUAAUGUUCAUAAUAAUGAUGUUGUUGAUGAUGGUGAUGAUGAUGAUGAUAAUACAAUAUCAAGAAGUAAACGUAAAUAUAGUUCAUCUGUUGAAGAAAAACAAAUGCCUUGGCAAGGUUGGAAAAAAUUUAUUGCGAAAGAAGGAACAAUUAUUAUUUAAUAUAUUAUUUAAAAAUAAAAUAUAAAAAAAAAAAAAAUUUAUUAUUAAUAUUUAAAUAGAUUUGUUGUUGAAUAAUUUUAAAUAAUUAUUUGAGAUAAAAAUAUUUAUUU
This is a messenger RNA of Aphidius gifuensis, 3039 nucleotides long. RefSeq lists its product as uncharacterized. The transcript has 3 exons. The coding region runs from base 218 to 2929 and encodes 903 amino acids. Gene Ontology annotation, biological process: negative regulation of gene expression via chromosomal CpG island methylation; protein ubiquitination. Gene Ontology annotation, molecular function: ubiquitin protein ligase activity. Lineage: Eukaryota; Metazoa; Arthropoda; Insecta; Hymenoptera; Braconidae. The record is from RefSeq and is a predicted model, not a curated record.